Molecule: messenger RNA, 2081 nt
Organism: Vigna radiata var. radiata (mung bean)
Lineage: Eukaryota; Viridiplantae; Streptophyta; Magnoliopsida; Fabales; Fabaceae
Product: cold-responsive protein kinase 1-like
Exons: 8
Coding region: 29-1936 (635 amino acids)
Biological process (GO): protein phosphorylation
Molecular function (GO): ATP binding; protein kinase activity
Source: RefSeq, a predicted model, not a curated record
CAUUAUCUCUCAAACACAUACAUAUACGAUGCUGCAACUUAAGGUUGUGGCCUUGAUUUUGAUAUGGUGGAGCAGUAAUUCUGUUGAAGAUGCAGUUGCAGCCCCAGAUGCACAUUUAGUAAACAUAGGGUGCAGCUCGUUCAAUGCUUCCGAUUUGCGUAGCUUCUUUGCAAAUAUCAAUGAAUCCUUUUCAGACAUGAGAGAAGAGAUUACGAAUCAAAGCAAGCACUUUGGCACAGUACAGAAAGCAAGAGGACAAGUGCUCACAUACGCUAUGUUUCAGUGCAGAAACUACCUUUCCAAAAAUGACUGUCUUUCUUGCUUCAACACUGCCACCACCCAGAUCCGCAACUGCUCCAACGGCAACGGUGCCAGAGUCAUCUACGACGGCUGUUUCCUCAGAUAUGAGAGUAACAGGUUCUACGAUCAGACCAACGAAAUUGGCAGUGGGGUAUCAUGUGGGAACAUAAGUUCAACUGUCACUGAUUUUAAAGCAGCUGGACAACAAGCCCUAAUGGACCUCCAAACAGCAGUACCCAAAACUAGAGAUUUUUAUGCAGCUACGAAGACACUGGUGGCUGGUGGUAGUGCAGUUUAUGCUGUUGCACAGUGUGUUGAAACUGCCACUGAGAUUAAUUGUCAGAAUUGCAUGCAAGUUGGAUACAACAACUUACAAAGUUGUCUUCCCAACACAGAGGGUAGAGCCUAUGAUGCUGGCUGUUUCAUGAGAUACUCCACCACACCUUUCUUUGCUGAUAAUCAGACUACUAAUAUUGCACCCUAUUUGAAAAAAGGAAAUUCAAGAAAGAAAUGGGAAAUAAUAGGUGGUGCUACUGGAGGUGUUGUUCUUCUUCUUUUGUUGUUUGGCUGGAGAAUGUCAAGAAAAAGAAACCAGAUUCCCAGAGGUGAUAUAUUGGGAGCGACUGAGUUGAAAGGUCCAGUUAAAUACAAGUAUAAUGAUUUGAAAGCAGCAACGAAAAAUUUCAGUGCUGAAAACAAACUUGGAGAAGGAGGUUUUGGUGAUGUAUACAAGCAGGGUACUCUGAAAAAUGGAAAAGUUGUUGCUGUAAAAAAGCUAGUUUUGGGGAAAUCAAGCAACAUGGAGGAUAAUUUUGAAGGGGAAGUGAAGCUUAUAAGCAAUGUUCAUCACAGAAAUCUCGUUAGGCUUCUUGGUUACUGCAGCAAAAGCCAAGAAAGAAUCUUAGUUUAUGAAUACAUGGCAAAUAAAAGUCUUGAUAAAUUCUUAUUCGGUAACAAAAAGGGUUCCCUCAAUUGGAAACAACGCUAUGAUAUAAUAUUAGGCACAGCAAGAGGACUGGCAUAUCUGCAUGAAGAGUUCCACGUCUCCAUCAUACAUAGAGAUAUCAAGACUGCUAACAUCCUUCUAGAUGAUGUUUUUCAGCCCAAAAUUGCUGAUUUUGGGUUGGCAAGGCUUCUCCCAGAUGAUCGUUCUCAUCUUAGCACAAAAUUUGCAGGAACUUUAGGCUACACAGCACCUGAGUAUGCAAUGCAUGGUCAAUUAUCAGAGAAGGCUGAUACCUACAGCUAUGGUAUUGUAGUGCUAGAAAUAGUAAGUGGCCAAAAGAGUACAGAUAUGAAGAAUGAUGAGGAUGGUGAAUACCUUCUUCGACGAGCAUGGAAACAGCAUGAGAGAGGCAUGUACUUGGACCUGGUAGACAAGGCAAUAGACCCUAAUGAAUAUGACGUAGAAGAAGUGAAAAAAAUCAUAGAAAUUGCUUUGUUAUGCACUCAGGCUUCUGCUUCAACGAGGCCAACAAUGACGGAAGUGGUAAUGCUACUGAAAAGCAAGAGCUUAUUGGAGCACCUGCGACCAACUAUGCCUGUGUUUGUUGAAACAAAUAUGAUCCCUCGGGAAGGCAACUCUACCAGUUCAUCUAAUGCUACUGCCUCCAUUUCUGUUCUCUCAGCUCGAUGAUUAAGUUUGAAUCAAUGCAUCAAAGGGUCGUCAUUACCUUAACCAAUAAAGUUUAUCAUAUUAAAAUAUAUAGAUAUAAUUGUUCACCAUUCUACGUCUUCUGAUCUGUCCUUCUGCAUAUUUUCUAAGUGUAGGUGCAGUUUCA